Messenger RNA from Dacryopinax primogenitus, 1083 nucleotides. Its product is annotated as CMGC/CDK/CDK7 protein kinase. The record is from RefSeq and is a predicted model, not a curated record. NCBI's taxonomy places the organism in Eukaryota, Fungi, Basidiomycota, Dacrymycetes, Dacrymycetales, Dacrymycetaceae. Gene Ontology annotation, cellular component: nucleus; transcription factor TFIIK complex; transcription factor TFIIH holo complex. The transcript is spliced from 6 exons. The coding region runs from base 1 to 1083 and encodes 360 amino acids. Gene Ontology annotation, molecular function: cyclin-dependent protein serine/threonine kinase activity; ATP binding; RNA polymerase II CTD heptapeptide repeat kinase activity. Gene Ontology annotation, biological process: positive regulation of transcription by RNA polymerase II; protein phosphorylation.
AUGGAUGUUGCGGAGCGCGAAAAUCUCGAGGCGAUACGGAGAUACACGAAGGAGUCCAAGAUCGGAGAGGGUACAUUCGCUGUCGUGUACAAAGGACGACAGUUAUCAACGGGGAGACCAGUAGCCAUUAAAAAGAUCAAAGUUGGACAGUUUAGAGAUGGACUUGAUAUGACCGCUAUACGAGAAGUCAAGUUCCUCCAGGAACUCAAGCACCCCAAUGUUAUCGAGCUAUUGGACGUCUACUCUAACAAGUCGAACUUGAACCUAGUCCUCGAAUUCUUGGACUCGGACCUGGAGAUGAUCAUCAAAGACCGAAAUAACGUCUUCAAGCCAGCCGAUAUCAAAUCGUGGAUGGCGAUGACAUGUCGCGGGCUCGAGUUCUGCCAUCGGAAUUGGAUUCUGCAUCGCGAUUUGAAACCGAACAACUUGCUGCUCGCAGCGAACGGCGAGCUCAAAAUCGCCGAUUUUGGUCUUGCCCGGGACUUCACCGACCCUGGCUCUAAGAUGACUUGCCAGGUGAUCACCCGUUGGUACCGCCCUCCAGAGCUCUUCUACGGAUGCCGGGCGUAUGGUACCAGCGUCGACAUGUGGUCUGUUGGGUGUAUAUUUGCCGAGCUCAUGUUGCGGGUGCCGUACAUGGCAGGGGAGAGUGACUUGGAGCAACUGAAGAUUAUUUUCCGAGCUUUGGGAUCACCGACUGAAGAUACCUGGCCCGGGCACACCAAGUUGCCGGAUUACGUCGAUCUGGGCAAGUUCCCGAAGCCGAACAUGCAGGAUCUCUUUACCGCAGCCAGUCAACCGGCCCUUGACCUCAUGCAGAAGCUUCUGUUAUACAACCCACUCCAACGUAUUUCUGCUAAAGAUGCGCUUCAUCACAAAUAUUUCACAUCGCUGCCCCAUCCGACGCACCCUUCAAAACUUCCCAGGACAGGACAGCCCAUGAAAGCCAGACCGCUACCGAUCGAUGAGCUCGAAGGUAAGGGUGCCACUGUGACGGGCCAGGGUGCUGCAAAAAAGCGGAAGUCCACAGUCACAGACGAUGGAAGAUCCAGGAAGGUUGCACGAAAGCUCGAGUUCAAAUGA